Messenger RNA from Callithrix jacchus (white-tufted-ear marmoset), 5968 nucleotides. The record is from RefSeq and is a predicted model, not a curated record. Lineage: Eukaryota; Metazoa; Chordata; Mammalia; Primates; Cebidae.
GUCAUCUGUAAAUCUUUGGUAAAAUCUCUACUCAAAUAUUUUGACCAUAUUGUAAUUGAAUUGUUUACCUUUUACCUAGUGAACUGUAAUCAUUCUUUACAUGUUCUGAAAGUAAGUCUUUUACCAAAUAUAUACUUUGCACAUGUUUUCUCCUCUCUGUGAAGUCUAUAUGCAACCAUUUCCUACACUGCUUCUCAAUAUUUACUGAAAUAAGUGAGAAACUUCUGCAAGGCAGUGACUCCUUCCUACUAAAAAUUGUGGGUUUUAAAAUUAACAAAAGGUAAGAAACCCUGUUGACACUUUUGUUUGAAGACUGAAAGUUCACAUGUUCACUACUUAUCAAAUUGCCUCCAUUUUGGUAGAGAACACAACAGUCCUUUCUUGGAUUUGAAGAAUGGAAGAGGUCACAAGUGUGAUUACCUUUGAAAUCUCUGUCUUUACUAGCCAUUGAAGAUAACUAGAUAACUCUCAGCUGUGGGUCACUUGCCCUACAAGGUACCCUGUUUUAAUUUUCUAGUUGUUUUGUUUCAUUAUGGAGAUAGACGGUUUUCAGCAGUUAGACCUAGAGAAGAGUGUGCCUUCCGAAAAGACUACUCCUAGAAGGAUUAUCCAUUUUGUUGACGGAGACAUCAUGAAAGAAUAUAGCACAGAGGAAGAGGAGGAAGAAGAAAAAGAGGAACAAGAGGAGCAGAGCAUAAAUUCAACACUUGACCCUUCUAAACUUUCUUGGGGGCCCUACCUACGAUUUUGGGCAGGACGAAUAGCAAGCACCUCAUUUUCUACAUGUGAAUUCCUUGGUGGAAGGUUUGCUCUCUUCUUCGGUCUUACUCAACCUAAAUAUCAGUAUGUGUUAAAUGAGUACUACAGGAUACAAAACAAGAAACGUGACAACAAAAGUGAAGGGAAUGGAUCAAAGGCCCAGGCAGCUGAGGUUCCUAAUGAAAAGUGUCAUUUGGAGGCUGGGGACCGAGAGUAUGGGACCAUACAACAGGAUGCAGCAGAAGCCAUUCCUCAGUGAAGCAUGUCAUCCAGGGAGGGUCUGGUGGCAGAGCCCAGCUCAGGAUGGCAGCAAAGACUAUAGUUUCCCUGGAUCUCUGUUCCUUGGCCAUUGGUUACCAUAGCAACAGCACCACAGGUAGCACUUCUGAACCAGAUCUGAUCCUAAUCUCCAUGUGACUUAGUCUCAAGCAUCCAGGAAUUACAAGCAAUAAUGAGUGUAAUUUUGGACACUUUCUCAGUAUAAUUUUUAUGUGCAAGCCAACCCAUCUCAACUCCACCCCAGUGAUACAAGUCUCAUGAGUACUGACAUUUGCACAGUAGCAUAAAUACCUUAAAGGAACUGUGGGACUGGGAGUUUUGGGCUGAAAUUCUGUCAUGGGACUAGGGUACAGUAAAGAAGCUCUAUCCCUGAGAAGAAAAUCUGGGCACUGCAAAAUCUAAAUAACUCCCCGUUCAGGGUUUGCAUAGGUGUGUACUUCCAAACAACCAUCCUGGCUUAGUUGGGGAUCGUUUUACAAUGAGUAAACAUUGCUAAUAGCUCUGUUACAAGUUCAUUAUCAAGGUCUCUAAGAAUUAGGUACGUCCCUCCAAAUUAAAAUAACCGAUGAAUAAUCUAAGCUCUAGAAAAAAUAUUUUAAUAGAUUAUUUUCUUAUUCAUUUGUGAAUGGAGCAAUUUUCAAAACCUGAAAAGAUUGAACAUGGAAAUCAUUGUUAGAUAACACAGGGUGUGCUGGCCAGAGUAACUGUGACACAUUAAUGCUAAAAAACAAAAAACACAGGCCUUGCAGUAAUCAGACACAAGCUGCAGUUUCCCUUCUCCCAUUUACUAGUUGUGUGAUUUGAGGUGUCCAGCGUUCUGAGCUCCAGUUUCCUUUGUAAAAUAUGGGUGACUUCACUUGCUCCUCAUGGGUUAUUGUUAAACAGAAUUAUGAGAAAUAAUAAUUUAUUGUUGUUUUCAGCUUUGGAGUGGUUUGUUAUGCAGCCAUAUAUAACUGAAAUUAUGCUCUAAGAGAAGAGGAAGUUGGAAUUAAUUUAAUAUGAAAUCAAAGACAGAAGUCGGUCUGGAGCAUAAGAUGUUGUUAGUUAACUAUAGUAGGAUGAGUAGAUAAUGUCAAACAAAGAAACCUCCAAAAUCUUGGUGUCCCAAAACAACAAAUUUUAUUUCUCGUGAGAAGUCCACUGUCAGUUUAGGUGGCUUCCCGGACAGGUGUUCUCCAUGCGAUAGCUCAGUGUUGGAUGCUUCUUUGAUCUUAUGUUUCCUCCAUACUGUGAUGUGCUCUCGGAGGUGCUGGAAAAGGAACAGCAUGGAGAGUUAAGUGCUGGCAAUUAAUAUCUCCACUAAGAAUGAAUGAAUCAUGUCACCUCUGUGUAUGUUUCUUUCACCAAAACAAGUCACAUGGCUAUAAUUAAUUUUACAGGAGUCUGAGCCUUCUAAGAUAGCGGAGAAAAGGAAACACUUUCUUCUAAUGGCAUAGGAGAUAAAUAACAAGCUCAAGAGUCAAUAUGAUAUUGAUUUAAUCUCAGCUCUGCUGCCCUGUGCCAGUAGCCCUGUGCAAGUUACUCAACUUCUCAUGGUUCUCAUCUAUAAAACAGGUUUGAUAUAGGAAGCAAAUAUAAUUUAAACCAGCUUUAUGCAACAAAAAAAGAAUUUUGGGGGAAGUGCACUGAGUUAUCAAAUGGACCCCAAAGGUAGAUUAGUUUCAAUAGGAUCUGAACAAUGUGACAAGCAAGCACCCAACAGGUACUCGGUCCAUCUCUCAUCCUUCUUCCACAUGAGGAAGAUGCUCACUCUAUAGUUCUUCAUAACUCUUCUGUUCAAGUGACUGAUACACUAGUCUUUAGGCACCAUUUCAAAGUAUAGUGGAAAUAGAAUCUGCUUUGCUCCUUUUUGUCAAGUAUCGCCCUCUAAUUCAAUCAGCUGUGGCCAGGGAGAUGGAGCCCCAUAGUAGCAACACAGUUAUGGGACCUAUUUCUGGGUAAGGAUGGUUCUCAGGAAAAGGAAAUUGAAGUGAGCUAGGUAGGUACCCCAUGACUCUUCCAUGUUAAAAUUGAGGAAAAGUAUGUAAAGCAUGUGGCUCUAAUUAGGUGCUUAAGUCAUAGUAUCAAUUACAAUUAUUAAUAUUUAUGAUUAUUUAUGAUGGUUAAUUCUAUGUGUCAACUUGACUGGACCACAGGAUGCCCAGAUUAAACAUUACUUCUGGGUGUGUCUGUGGGGGUGUUUCUGGAUGACCUUAGCAUUUGAAUUGUUGGGUUCAGUAGGUGGAUUGCCUUCCCACUGAGACUGAGCAUCAUUCAAUCCACUGAGGGCUUAAAUAGAACAAAAGGCCAAGAAAGGAGGAGGAAUUUGCUCCUUUUUUCUGUCUCACUGCUUGAGCGUGGAUAUCUCAUCUCGUCUUCUCCUGCCCAUGGAUGGGAUUUACUACAUUGGCUUCUCUGGUUCUUAGGCCUUUGAACUCAAACUGAUUUACAUCACUGGCUUUUCUGGGUCUCCCGUUGGCGAAUGGCAGAUUGUGGGACUUCUCAUCCACCAUAAUCAUAAUACAUUCAAUUCCUCAUAAUAAAUCUCAUUGUAUCUAUCUAUCCAAUUAUCUAUCUACCUAUGUCUCUAUACAUCUAUCCUAUUGGUUCUGUUUCACUGGAGAACCCUGACCAGUAUAAUAUUAAAUGAGAAUCCUGGUUCCAUGGAUUCUGAAUGGCUUGUCCCCACUGAAGAGUCAGUCUUAGUUCUUCACCUGACAUAUUCUGUUAGUCGAGUUUUAGGGUAAAGUAAAUCUGAAGGUUUAAUCAUUUUGCAGAAGAAGUGACCAAGUCUAGCAGUUAAGCAUUGGUUACUUCAGUCUCAGGUGUCCAAUCAUACUAGAAAUCUGUACCUAAUUUACUAUUUUGCUUAGAAUAGCACUAGUAAUGCACUGUUUUUGACUUUUCCACUUUUCUAAAAUAUUAUCCACUUCUUGAAUACCCACUAAUUGAUGAUUCUCAGGAACUAUGCAGGCAUUUCCCUUUCAGACACCCCUCUCUCUCACGAGAGAAAGAGGGCUGCUCUCCUUUCUCUUUCUUUCGCCUUUUAAACCUCUGCUCCUGUGGCUCACAAGUGUAAUCCCAGCACUUUGGGAGGCCGAGGUGGAUCAUGAGUUCAGAAGCUCGAGACCAGCCUGGCCAACAUGGUGAACUCCCAUCUCUACUAAAAAUACAAAAAUUAGCUGGCCAUGGUUGCACAUGCCUGUAGUCCCAGCUUCUCAGAAAGCUGAGGCAGGAGAAUUGCUUGAACCUGGGAGGCAGAGGUUGCAGUGAGCCAAGAUCACACUACUGCAUUCCAGCCUGGUGGAGCAAGACUCUGUCUUAAAAAAUUUAAAAAUAAAAUAAAAAUAAACCUCUGCUCCUAAAUUCAAAAAGAAGAAGAGCUAGGCAAAACAAAGUGUGACAUUCAAAUUGAAGAAGUGGAUUUUUAUCUAGCAAAUAUUAACUCUCAAUUUAAUUUUAUUUUCCACUAAGAGAAAAGAUUCUCUUAUGGUCAGUGAUCAUAUGCAAAUCAAUUGAAUCUUAAGCAAAAUAUAGUAACGAAGACAAAUGGAACCAAUACCCAGAUCUUAUCCUGUUCCUGCAGGAUAACAAUAAUGUUCCUUUAAUAUUAAUUUGUUUCCUUUAAUAUUAAAAUUAAUUCAUUUAUUUAAUAUUAGCUGGACAUCUAUGCACCAGGUUUUUUUUGUUUUAGUUUUUAUAUAGGUAUUAUCAACCACACAGACAAAAAUCUCUAUCUGCUUGUUGUCCUUGAAUUCCCAAUAGCUAAAUUAUUAGGACAUUCGGUCUUCAUAUGGCCAGCCUCUUAGAUGGUCCUCAAUGAUCUCCACCACCUGCUAUUCAUACCUUAAGCAGUUCCUUCUUACACUGCACCAGGGUGAUUUAUAUAACCAAUAGAAUAUGGCAGAAGUAAUGAUAUGCCACUCCAGAGAUUUUUUUUUUUCUUGAGACAAAGUCUCACUCUGUUGACCAGGCUGGAGUUCAGUGGCACGAUCUUGGCUCGCUGCAACUGCCACCUCCCGGGCUCAAGUGAUUGUCCUCCCUCAGCCUAAAAGACAUCCUAGUAGCUGGGACUGCAGGUGCCCGCCACUGCAUCCUGCUAAAUUUUGUAUUUUUAGUAGAGAUGGGGUUUCACCAUAUUGGCUAGGCUGAUCUUGAAGUCCUGACCUUGUAUCUGCCUGCCUCGGCUUCCCAAGUGCUGGGAUUACAGGUGUAAGCCACCAUGCAAGGCCCAGAGAUUGUUAUAAAAGAUACUAUGGCUUCUGUCUUAAUCUUUCUCACUACUUUUCUCUUGGAUCAUUCACUCUGAAGGAAGGCAUCUGCCAUGUUAUGAGGACACUUAGCCAGUGCAGCAGACUGAAUAUGUUCCCCCGCAAAUUCAUAUGUUGAAACCCUAAUCCCAGUGUGAUGAUUUUGGAGGUGGGGCCUUUGGGAGGUGAUUAGGUCAUGAGGGUGCAGCCCUCAGGUAUGAGAUUAGUGCCCUCAUAAGAAAGACCAGAGAGCUAAUUGGCUGUCUUUCGGCGUGAUUAUACAAAGAGAAGUCAGUAGUCUGCAACCCAGAAGUGUGCCCUCUCCAGAACCUGAUGAUGCUGACAUUCUUAUCUCAGACUUCCAGUCUCCAGAGCUGUGAGAAAUAAAUUUCUGUUGUUUACAACCUAGUCUACAGUAUUCUGUUACAGCAGCCUGAACUGAUCAAGACUUGAAGAGUUCCUCGUGCUAAGGAACUUUUGUCUCCAGUGAACAACCUUGGAGGAACUUGAGGCCUGCCUACAAGCACGUGAGCAUGCUCAGAAGAUUGCCUUCCUCCAGCUGCAGAGGAUUGCAGCUCCAGCCAACAGCUUGCUUGCAACCUCAUGACAGACCCUGAGCCAGAAUCUCCCAGCUAAGCCACUUCUGGAUUCCUGACUCAUUGAGAAUAUGAAAUAAAUGUUUACUGUUUUAAGCUACUAAA